Octopus bimaculoides (California two-spot octopus) is the source of this 2514-nucleotide messenger RNA. RefSeq lists its product as uncharacterized. The record is from RefSeq and is a predicted model, not a curated record. Lineage: Eukaryota; Metazoa; Mollusca; Cephalopoda; Octopoda; Octopodidae.
UAUACGUAUACACGCAUAUAUAUAUACAUAUAUAUAUAUAUAUAUAUAUAUAUACACAUUUAUUAAGAGAAGAAAAACCGGCUGUGAAGCAAUCUCGCAAACUUUCAUAGUCCAUUCACUUGUACUCUAACAUAGCUACUGAAGUGUAUUACAACUGAUAAUAAUAAUAAUAAUAAUAAUAAUAAUAAUAAUCAUUAUUAUUAUUAUUAUUACGUAAUUAUCAUUGCUGUUGCUAUUCUUUGUACUUGCUGGGAUUAUUUUUUCUUGUCGUUAGUAAUUUAUAUAUUGAUAGACACGAAAACAAGAACGAUCUCCAACGCAGGCGGCGAAAUAGAUACAUCUAUAUAAUCGUACAUACAUACUUACAUACAUAUACGCGACACACAUAUAUAUAUAUACAUUGAUACAUUGCAUAUUGUAGACUGUGUUACCUGGAGAUAUCAAACGGUUGCUUAUUUAUUGCCGACGACAGCAAUAGCGAACAAGAUGAUAAUGGUGAAUAACAAAGGAGUUCCAACCAUGUUGUCUUACUGUUAUAUUUCUUUGAUAUUGCUCACAGUAUUAACGGCAAAAAUUACAUUUGCGCUUUCACCCCUCAUUUGCAAGGUAUCUUCGAACCAAACUUUGCUGCAAAAUGUCGCCGUGAGUGACAGUCAAGAUUUAGACAAAGUGAAAUUUGAAUUCCCAUUAAAUAAUCCCAGUAACCUUGAUGCACAUAUAUUCAUAUGUUUGAAGGAAAAUAGCCAGUCUUCAUCGCAGCCGUGUCUCUGGCAAGAACUGAGGAAAGUGGAAGUGACUUACAAAACGUCGUCUCUGACAGUUGUUGUGGAAAACGACGAAAAUAUUGAUUGCUCCAACAAUUGCCUCGUGAAGUGGGUAUUAAAGCCAAGAAACGGUAAUGCGGUGGAAUACGCUGGUUGCGAUCGAGUUAGUUCUUUCGAAUUCACGGCCACAUUCAGUGGUCAUAGCACAAUAUCAACAAGCUCUGCUACUACUACACCAGACUUGACAACGAUGAUCACCACAAGAGCAACUACCAUCCCAUCACCAGACGACUGUUAUCCCGUGGGAGUAUAUAAAACAGUCCCUGGGAUGAAACAAUGGUGUAUCACCCACUGCGGCGUCGGAUUUUGUCCGCCCACACACUGCAAGUGUGGGGGAAAUGGUAACGCCAAUACUUUGACUUGCAAAGUGACAAAGGUUUACGAAAAAGUUCCAGGAAUGAAACAGUGGUGUCUGACAACCUGCCGUGCCGGACAUUGCCCAUCGACGCACUGCAUAUGUAGCAGAGGUCCAACUCUUGGAUAACGUGCAACGUGAUAAACUCUUACAGAACUGUUCUUAAAAUGAUUGAAUUGUUACUGAACCAUCAAUUCAUUUUAAAAUAUCUGUAUUAUAUAUUUUUCUUUCAGAAACUACAUAUAUGCAUAUACAUUUCUAUAUUAUUGACAGUGUGAUACGAAAAAAAAAAACAUAAUUACUAUAUAUUUUUUCUAAUCAUGAGUUAAUGUAAAUUAUUGAAUCUUUAAUUAUUUUGUAAACAUUCCAUUUACACAAAGAACAUUCGAUUCCCUUGAUUGAUGCCGUCCAUCUUCCUUUUGUUUUACUUCUGAAAUUAUUUUAAUAGUAUUAUAUAAAAAAAAUAUUGUUAUUGGUUAAAAUGCCUAAAUGUCUGAAAUGAGAUGUUGUUUGGGCUAUAAGACCUGAUUAUAGUUUUAUCGAGUGAAGGCACCUGACCUAGUGGUUUGUGGGGUGGGGGUGAUUAAGGAUCGUAAGCUCGUGGGUUCGAUUCCUGAACAAUCGGACAGCGCGUUUAGAAAGGCACUGCAUUUCGCGUUGCUCCAGUCUGCUCGACUGUAAAUGAAUACGAACCACGUGCUGGUGCAACUCUCUCCUACCCCAGCUACAUUCUAGAUGUGCCGCUGAACCAAACGUAUAGGAACCAGGAAGCAUGCGACUACACAAGCUUUGAAAAAAAGAAUAAUUAGCAAAAGCGUCUACGUGUACCACGCUUUUACUAAUUGCUUCACGGGCCUAUAUAGUCGCUCCUGAUUGGCGGAUAGUUUUACUAUUCUUUUUGAUGUUGAUUGUUAAUCAGGGCGUGGCUAUUAAGCCCAUCCUUAAAGAGCAAAUACUUUCUAAUAUUAAAAGCACUACAUUUCGAUCGGUUUCAUUUUCAGUCAUCUUCAGGUAUCUUGUUCCUGUAUGUUUGCGCCCAUAGAAGCAGGGUUCGAACUACGGAUUUUUACUUCUAAAAUAGGAGCUAACGGCAUUAUCCACUUAUCCACUUCUGUAGAAUAUACAUACAGGAGCGGCUGUGUGUUAGGUAGGUUACUUACCAACCACCUAGUUCCGGGAUCAGUCCCACUGCGUGGCACUUUGGGCAAGUGUCUUCUACUAUAGCCUCAGGCCAACCAAAGCCUUGAGUGGAUUUGGUAGACGGAAACUGAAAGAAGCCCAUCAUAUAUAUAUAUAUAUAUAUAUGUAUGUAUGUAUGUGUGUGUGUGUGUGUGU